Molecule: messenger RNA, 10957 nt
Organism: Haplochromis burtoni (Burton's mouthbrooder)
Lineage: Eukaryota; Metazoa; Chordata; Actinopteri; Cichliformes; Cichlidae
Exons: 6
Coding region: 1692-3356 (554 amino acids)
Source: RefSeq, a predicted model, not a curated record
UUAAGCUUUUACAUAGCUUGAUCUUACUUUAAUAAAAAGACUCACAAGAGCUGCUUUUAUUUAUUUAUAGUCAAUUACUCAUCGUAAUAUGCAAACUGUUGAUGUUGUUAAGAUUUUAAAAAUCCAUCCGUUGCAGUGACCCUUAGGGAAACGAGGGAAAGUACCUGCUAUGCCGUUGAGUGUGUGAGUGUCUUGAGUUGAGUGUCUUGCAACUCCAUGGAAACAUAAAAGUGUGUCUUUGACCUCUGGCUGGAUAGGAUUUUAAAUGUCAUUGUUGCUUCUCCCACACAUUGCGGUUCCAUGAUAUGGAUAAGUUUCCCCCUCUCUACCAGCCGCUGAGUUUCUCACAGGCAGGUCGUAACGUUGUUUUGUUUGCUAGUCUUCUGAUUAAUUGUUGAUUGCUGUUGUUACUCUGUGUGGUUUAUUUCACAGGCAGAUUAAUUGGGUGUCUCUGUUCGGUUGAUAAAUAGGGCUCCAUUUAGGUUGUUUGUAUUUGUGAUGGUUGACAUUGUGAGUAAUUAUUUACUGUAGCAUUGCAGUGACUCUCAAACUGCUGAGGCAUGGAUAACUAAGGGAAAUGAAAGUGAAUGAAUAUGACUUUUUGAGGGUAAAAUAAAGAAGCUUUGCUGAUGCUGUUGCAUUGACUUUUUAACUAAAAUUCAGCUUGGUCAUGAGAAAAUAUAAAGUGUGGAGCAUUUUAAGGCUCUGAAGUGGAAUGUGCUAGAGAAAGGUCUGAAUACUAGACUGUUUUACACAAUGGUUAUUUUGGGCUUCCAGUUGCUGAUAAUUAUUUCCUUAGGCAGGGUCACAAGAGGUCAGUCUGAGGAGGGGUCUCUCAGAGGUCAUUUACCAGAGACACUCAGUGGUGCCUACUGAGCAUACAUGCAGGAGUGUAGCGACUCAGCGUCUGUCUGCAGACAAAUAAUCGUUUUUCUGUAUUUGUGAAUAAUAGGUCUCACUGUGACUCUGUGGACUCCAAAAGCUUUAUAACUGGCUUUGUACCCUUUCCAGGCUCUGUUUAAGUGAUUUCUUGAUUCAACAGGUCCACCAUUAAUCAGGCCAGAGUGUGGCAAGUAAAACUGAACUCAUAUGGUCAAUGUGGUUCAUUCAUGAUUUAACAAGGGGGGCAAUUACUUUUUCACAUAGUGCCAGGUAGGUUUGGACAAAUCAUGAUUUAAAAACAUCUGAAACAUGUAAGUGUAAUAAAUAUGGAGGGAAAAAAGAAAUCAGGAAAGGUGCAAAUACUUUUCACAGCACUUUACCUGCACUAUUUCAGAGAGGGAAAAACUGUGCAGUACACAUGAAUGAAUUGUGUUUGUAUAAAUGUGUCCUGUUGUCGUAUUGGACGGUGGUUUCACAUGUUGACCUGUUUUGUUGCACUCUGUCCUCCUUGGUUGGCCUUGUUGCAGUAAAUAUUUGUGUAUAACACUUGAGCCUCCUCAGUGUUCUUCCUGCUCGAGGAACUUGGUCUGUUUACAUUUUAAACAUUGGGGAACUGGUUGACUUUGCUAAGAAAAGCUUUGAAAGUAAAAUGAUGCCAUUUGCACAUAAUUUUGGUUUUUUUUGUUUUUGUUUAUUUGUUUGUUUUUUACUAUUCUUUUGGGAGGGUUUGUAAGCAAAGUUAUGGAGACUUGUCAGGACCUUGGGUGGAAAUCAUUUGUGGUUAGUCUGCGGUAUCUGAGGAAGCCUGAAUGACUUUUCAUCACACUUGUAUGCAUAUCCUGUGCCGUGUGGUGGGCUUACCUCUCAGGAAGCACAUAGGAACUCAACCUGAUGGUAUUUAUGACAGAACAUUUCCUGUCUUGACUCUUUAUGUUUUCCAUCAGUAUAGGCCAAGUCCCCAGAGGUUGUUACAUUUGACACUGGUAUUUGCAACGAUGACUAUGUCCCUGCAAGGGCUGGAUGUAACCGAAGAAGCUACGGUGCCUGUGAAACAGAUCGAAAUGAGCACAAUCAAUAAGAUGGCGAGGCAUCCAAAGUACUGUCCUGGAGUGAACAACAGUCCAGGUUACCUGUGUGAAACGGGACAUUGCUGCGGGGAGACGGGCUGCUGCACCUACUACUAUGAACUCUGGUGGUUCUGGCUCUUGUGGACGGUGCUGAUCCUCUUCAGCUGUUUCUGUGCUUACCGCCACCGCCGGGCCAAGCUGAGAAUUCAACAGCAGCAGAGGCAAAGAGAAAUCAAUCUGAUCGCUUACAACGGCGCUUGCAACUACCCUUCAUCAAUGCUGGACCUCAGUUUUCUGGCUUCCUUCAAGUUGCCCUCUUACGAGGAGGUUGUUGCGCAGCCCAGCACCCCGCCCCCUCCUUACAGCUCCAUCUUUGCACUGCAGGGAGGUGCCACAGUAGGUCCUAGCUCCUCUUACCCCCAUCAUCACCACCACCGUCACCCCUGCCCUCCCUACUUGGGCCCCGGCCCCAGCGGUCUGACCUCCUCACAGAGCUCUGAUAACUACACCAGCUGCUCCUGUGAGUCUUGCUCCCUCACCUCCCCAUCCAGCACCUCCUUCUCUGUCCAGGUGACGGAUGAGACGUACGACAGCAGCCACAUGUCCACGCCCAGUGAAGCAGGAGGAGAUUUGGCCGUGGUGCCAAGGGUCGGGGUCCCCUUCACGCUGAUGCCAUCGCCACCCUCGCAGGUUCCACCUGAUGUUAUACCUGCGGUCACUCCAGAUGUCAUUCCGGUGCAGAGAUGUUCCUCUAACGGUAGUGAAGGAGUCUCGCCUCCAUCUCAUCCACUUGCUCUCACUUUGCACUCCCGUCCUUCACACUCCUCUCGCCUUCCGCUCUCUCCCCUCUCGCUGCUAUCUUCAAUUCCCGCUGGUCAAGUCCACCCUCUCGUUCCAUCGGACCCACUCGGAGCCAUGGCUCUUCAGAGAGCGAAAGAAGAGACGUCACCUCAUGAUCCAAAAACCAGGCCCCUGCACUCAGCUCCUAAGCAGGCUCUCCUCUUAUCAAACGUGGCUGUCUCUGUGCACUGCGGCGGCAAGGAGGAGCAAAAAAGGGAAAAAGAAGAAGAAGAGGAGGACGACGACGAAGACGAGGAUGAGGAGGACCAUUUCCGGCAUCGACGGCUGACGGGUGACUCGGGUAUUGAGGUGUGCCGCUGCCAUGUGAAAAGAGGGCAACAAGAGGAUGAGGACCCAAAGAAGGGGCGCUUCGAUAAGGGAGGGAAAGAUGUCGUGAAGGAAGGGGAGAAGGUGCUGCAGGACGGCGUGGACUGUUCCCAGCAAAAGAAGGUCGCCGCGCAGUCGUCCGUGCCGGACGACUGCACGGAGGAGCACGGCCAUGUCUCUUCGCCUUCUAGCGUCAUCAUUAACAGAAACGAGGCUAUCAUCACUGUGGAGUCCCUGUAAGUAAACAGCCAUGGAAGGAAGGAAAAGUGGGAUAGCCUUUGUAACCGGAUGAGUGACGAAUUAAAGGAAAAAAAGAAAGCGAUCGGUCUUAGGGAAGAUUUGAGCUAUCAGAACAGAUUCACUGCAUCUUAGUGUUGGUUCUACAAAUCUCUGUAAAUCUACUGAAGGGAUGGCACACUAUUUUUUUUGUCCUUUUUUCUUUAAAAAAAAAGGGGCAUUUGGAUGAUGGUUGUAGAAAGUCUCCAAAAUCUUCCAUUAGUGUAUAACUGAGCUGAGAUCAGGUGACUGCACAGGCAUUAGCAAAAUUAUUGACAUGAUUUUCAUACUCAUCCAACCACCCAGUGACCUCUGAUGGACCGCCCUGUGGACGGGGACAACCCUGGAAGACUACUACGUUAAUAAGACGAGUGAACUAUACCAACAGCUUCUGGGUUUUCCUUUAAUUUGUCAUCCGCCUGUCGAUGAAGACUUAAGAAGUGAAAAAUGUGAUCACUGAAGAAAAGUCUUGGAGAGCUUACAGAAAUGUCUGCAAGCCAUCAGAUCAGAUGAGUAACAUUUUUAGGAGGGGGUCUCUGUAUUUUAUUUUGGGAUCCCCAGACCUCAAAGUUCUUGUGAUUUAUAAGAGAUGAUUUGGGUUUGUUGUGGAGUACGAGGUGUUCUUUUCUUAAAAUGCAAAUGGCUCAAAAUCCUAAAAAUAAUUCCCCUUUCUGCAUCCUUUUCUUGCUAGAGCCACUAUGAUAAAAUGUUUGUCAGUGUUUCUCUGUACGAAGCAUCGAAGCAGCAUUUUUAGCUCUGAAAUGGAGCUCGUAUCACCGGCUGCCAGCCUGUGGAUAUAAAAUAUUCUGACUUUUGUCAAAUCCACACAUUUUAACAUAAAAUAUUGGUCAUCUUUUUAGGCAUUAAAACAUGAAAGACCUUUUCUUUUUUUUAUUGGAGCCCACUUCCCUUAUCAUAGAUUGAUUCAGUGGGUCAGUGUUUUAUACCUUGUGUCUUAUGUUGCCUCCUUCUUAAAGAUUUUUUUAAAAAGGGGGGCGGGUACAAACUUUAAUUAAAUGUGCAGGUGGCAAAGCUUUACUAUGAUAUUGUAGUUAUACAUUAUAGUUUCGGACUGUUACAUCAGUAUACUGUAUACUUAGCCAGCUGUUUGUCUUUGGGUUCAGUGCAGUUUUAACGUGCUCCUGCCUUUUGCAAGGCAAUAUCACUCUGAAUCCUCGUGUUGAGUUUUUUACUAGGCGCACACUUUAAGCCUAAACUGAUAAUGAAUGUAAAAGGUUAUGCAUUGCAACAAAAAAACGCACUCAAAGCUGUUUUUUGAGGAUUUUUUUAUAGCAUGAUGCUCGACUGAAAGCUUUUUUUGUUUGUUUGUUUGUUUUUAACAAAAAGAAAAAAAAUAACAGAGUUAUGCCAGCGUGGCAAUCCAGUCUGUAGGCGUGUGCUUCGAGAAGUCACUUUGGAAAGACGUGCCCAUCGUGAUGACUGUUUGUGUCGAGUGAUACUUGUUAAAUAUCAAAGGUGUAAAUGUACGAUGGAAGCAUCUGAAGUCACAGAACAGAAUCUCCUUUAUUUUAAAUACUGCUGUGGCAAAACGGGAUUUCGCAGAGUCAGACUGUUUUUCUCUAAAUGCCUCCUGGUUGAUGACUAGUUGACAUCCAGAGCAAGGCCAAGGAUUGCAUUAGCCUGCCAUGCUCACCUGGCGGGGGAUAGCACAUACGUUCUCUCUCGUAGUUAUCUGUCAGUACAACAAUGUGCUCAAAAAUAAACGGAGAGCGUCUCACAACACAAUUUGUACAUGUUUGUCUUGCCGUAGUUGUUAUUAUGAGACAAGGGUCUCAGUAGUUCGCUGACUGGAGGCCACUUUUUUCGUGUCCCUAGUUGUUUAAUGCCUAAGGGCAAAGCUUUUAACUCUUAGUAGUGUGGAGAGAAAUCUAAUUUAGCACAGUUCACUCCUAAAAAAGAACAAGUCACAUUUGCUCUUUUGAACAUUCAGAUGUGAGUUUGCAUGGAAGUUUGAGUGGCAGUUUGCUUUCUGAUGAUCUCUUGAUGAUCAUCUUCAAAGCACCUCUGCAGUGACUCGCUGAUGGCCUGACAAAGAUGGUUCAUCCUCUGGACAUACUGGCAAAAAAGCCUUUUUGGAGCCUUGCGUUUCUUCUCAUUUUCAUUAGUUUUAGGUAAUGUGUGUCGUUGAUCAGUGGUGCCUAGUUGAAAAAGUAUUUUUCUGUUAGGAAUCCGUAGUUUCCCAGCUAAUCUGAGCGUGUGCGUGCGUGUGUGUGUGGAUUAGGAAUAGCUGUAAAUCGAAUGGCGAAAAUAUUUUCUAAGAGUACUUAGCAGUCUCUUUUUAAAAUGCUCAUAUUACAUGUGAGACUUGCAAAAAUAGUAUUUAGCAAUAGUAUUCACACUUUUUUUCCUUAUUCUGGUUUAUGCUGGCUGACAGGAAAUGAGAUGAACUGAAAUGACAUUUACCUCUUUAUGACUCAUAUGCUAGCUGUGCUGGGCAAAGGCCCUCGAUUGUACAAACACAGCAGUUUUUAAAAAAAAUGCCUUUGGCGUAAGUGCAAACUUAUAUUAUCGGGUUGUAUUUUAAAGCCCCAGUGUGUGUCUUGCAUGUUACUGACCUUAAACUUUAGUGUUUUGUAUUGAUUUUUUUUUAAGCUCAUCUGACUGAAGGUUCAGUGCGCUUACGCCACAGCGAGGCAUCCGUCGUCCGUUUGUCCCACCGCAAUUCACAAGAAUCCGUACUCCUCCCAGAGUACUGGUCAGAUUUUAAUGAAACACAGUGAUCACCUGAUGUGUCUUCACCCACACUGUGCUCAAGGUCAAGGCUGUACAAGUCAUUUUUACAAGAAUCGCUUCUCCUCCUGGAGUAUCGGUCUGUCUUUAGUGAAGCAAGGCUAGAUAAUCCUGGAUACGACUGUUUGUGAGCCUCCUUGACUUCUCCCUCGACUUUAAUUAUCAUUCAUUUGUGCAAAAGUGCCGCACAGCUUUCUUUCUGUACUUCACACAUUACAACAACCUUUGAACUGUGAUGGAUCAUGAAGCAAAUGAGCUGUAAUGUCACUGACGCUUUGGUUAGUGAGUGCUUAGUUUUUUACAUUUUAUUGUAGAUUUUAAUUAGGAUAAUUGUCUUAAGGGGCAUCAUUCUGUUUUAAAUUUUACACUUAGAAAAGAGGCCAAAAAAUACCAUUUUUAUAUGGCGUCCUCUUGAUAUUAGUUUAGAAAGUAUCCAUCCACUUUCUUCCGCUUAUCCAGUUCAGGGUCAUGGAGGCUUAGCUGGAGCCUUUGCCCGCUGCCAUAGAGCAGAGGUGGGGUACACUCUGGACACGUUGCCAGUCUCAUAUUCAUAUGAAUGGGCAAUUUACAAUGCUUGGAGUCUGAGAGUAAGCCAGAAGGAACAGGGAAAACAUGCAGACUCCCAGAAACACUUCAUGGAUUUGAACCCAAGACCUUCUUGCUGUGAGGCAACAGGUUCAACCACUGCACUACCGGCAUAGAAGCUAUUAACAGAAACACAAAGUUAGCGUGUGGAUCUAUCGGAUACUAGCUGAGGUGGUUCAGGCAUCCGAUUAGAAUGCCUCCUGGGUGAGAUUUCCUGGGCAUGCUCCCGUGGAAAGAGGCCCCGGGGUAGGCCCAGGCCACGCCGGAGACACUACGUCCCUCAGCACUGCCUGGGAAUGCCUCGGUGCUUUCCCCGAAUGAGCUGAAGGAGGUGGCUGGGGAGAGGGAGGUUUGGGAUUCCCUUUUGAUCCAGCCCCAGAUGAGCUGGUGGAAAGCGGAUGGAUGGAUGUUUAAUUUCUAUGACUGAACCUGAACAAGAUGGUGAAACAUAGGAGUCACACACUGGGGUUUAUUGUAUCCCGACUCCUGCUUUCAUUUGACGUCAGUGUAAAUAGAAGCGGUUUGAUUUGUCUCGCCUUGUCAGAAGCCAAUUUGUGUGGAGAAAUAUGCCCCAGAUUUUACCUUUGUUACCACUCUUUGGCCAAGGCCUGAUAUAAGACUGUUACCUCGCUCGAGUUUUGACUGUAAAGGACUGUUCUCUCCUUCUGAAGAUAGUAUCUACUAUAUAUUUGUACUGAUUUUAUUUUGUAAUGCCAAAAGUUAAAGAAUUGAAUAAAAAUACAAAAAAAACCCAAACCUCACAUUGGUACAGCCGUUGAACCAUUUUGCCAGAAAACAAAAAACAAAACAUCCAAUCCUUUUGAUUCAGGAUAACUCAAGACUGUCUCCUUCUACUCCUGCAGCUACGAGACAGCAGCAUAUAUAGCAGUAUGUAUAUGUGACUGUACAUGGAAUAGUUCCGAUUAAUAUUACUACAACAUGUGGUGUACUUUGAAGGUAUCUUUGUGCAAUUCUACCUGCGGCUCUUCAGCGUGUCGUACGUAUGUGUGAGAGAGUAACCGUGCCGUUUUCUUGUUAAAAAUCACUGUCGCUUAUUGUGAGGAUAAUGUUGAGUAUAAUGUUAACAUAAUAACUGUCGAUUUAAAAAAAAAAAAAGCCAAAACUUUUUCGUGUCAUCAUGGAUAUCAAGUUGAUUUUGUAUCUUGGUGUAAAGCAGAUUCAGAGAUUUCCGAUGCAUACUGAGUGAGAUGUUCUCACGUUUGUUGUGUCUGUUUGGUUGCACACCAUCAUGUUUUUUUGCUUUGUUUGUUUGGGGGGUUUUUUUGUUUUGUUUUUUAGAAGGUGGGGUUGUAUUUAGAUUUCUUCCAUCUCACUGAUCAUCACUGAGAUUCUGCGAUAUUGGACGCAGACGUCUGCUUAACUCUAUUGAACAGAAAACUGGAUUUUGUGUCAAAAUAAAUGUGCUACCAAAUACAUGUGUGUACUUCUGCUUCACAUUAUACGCGCCUGUAGUUCUCACAUAUUCUGCUGUGAAAUACACCCGAUCUGCCGCCUGACUAAUCUCCUAUUCGUGAGUAUCUGUCGCCGUGAAUGACUCAGAAUAAAUCCGGCAGUCAGCUCUGACUCUGAGAGGUUUUUGACUUUUCUGAAGUUUGAUAUCUGUGUCCUUGCCUUGCUGGCAAUGCAACAGUGAUGAUCACACAAAGUAUAAGAGGCUGAGAAGUGAUCCUCUAUACUCUAAUCAGCCACUUUAUUAGGUACACCUUGCUAGUACUGAGUUAGACCUAUUUCAAACUUCACAUUUUCUUUAAUUCUUUAUGGCAAAGGUUUAAUGAGGUUUGGUGUAUUAUGCAUUCAAAAAUGAGUGGUUGUUUUAGUUACCUUUUUCUUUCCUACCUGCUCAAAGCCGGCCACUCUCGGCCACUCUCCUCUAACAACUGUAAUCAGCAAGAACUGCCUCUCACUGGACAUUUUCUCUUUUUCAGACCAUUCUCUGUAAACCCUAGAUAUGGUUGUGAAAAUCCCAGCAGAUUAGCAGUUUCUGAUAUACUCAGCUGUCUGACACCAACAAUAAUACCACAUUAAAAUACACUUAAAUCACAUUUCUUCCUCAUUCUAAUGCUCAGUUUGAAUUCCACCAGGUCAACUUGACCAUAUUAUUUCAACCUUUUUUCUUUAAGGAAGAAAGAGAGCCUAUUCGACCUGUCAUAGGAUCAAAGGCAGGAUAUACCCUGAACGGGUCGUCAGUCUGUCACAGGGCUAAAACAUCUCUAUGUUUGUGCUCACAUUCACACCUUUGGACAGUUUAGAAUCUCUAGUUAACCUAAUCUUAACCUAAUCUUUCUUCCUCCCACAGUCCCAGUACCUGGAGAGAAUCCAAUUAGAAAGGCCCCUAUUAAUAAGCAAGCAGCUGUACCCAAUGAAGUGGCCAAUGCGUGUAUUUUCUCACUUAUACAAGUUUUGAGCUUACGUGUUACCUUUGAAAAGGGACACGUCUCCAGUGCUGAGCUUCACUUCACUGCCCUGACUCAAAACAACAAUAAUACUCUUAUUUCACAAACUCACACACACUCAGAGUAACCGAAUCGCUCAAAUCUGCUGUCACAAUCUAUAGUCAUACAUUCCUAAGUUAAUCUGCAUUUAAUAAAAUGCCUACAGCAUCAAGUGAAGAAAACAUGGAUAAACCGGUUCAUCGAUGGCAUGAUGGUAUCAGUGUGUACCACCCACAUUCAACGACACGUGAAGGUGGACCCACUAUCACCGUGGGGAGAAAGAAAAUGAAGAAAAUGUGCACCGUGAUCCAACAUUUGGCUAAGCCAGUGAGUAGACAGGCAGGCCAUUACAGUGAAAGAAUAGUGUGACAGUGACAAAUACUACGGGCCCAUGUGAUCAAACAUACUUUAACGCCACCUAGCGGUGAGAUUUCAGAUGACAUAAAAAGGUGUUUAAAUGUGGAUUAUCACGUUUUAUCUAUUUAUAGCAAGUUGAUCAAUGUACAGUAAGGAGUCACAGAGCAACUUGCAUGUAAUCAGAUACAGACCAGGGCUGCAUAAAGCCUCAAAAUCAACAAAUAUAAAUAAAAGUAUUAAUUGUAACACUAGUAAAAUUCACAAGGAUUGUAACAGUAGAAGCAAAAGAAGCUAGAACAAGGCUGAUCCAAAUAUCUGCACCACUAACAUCUGUUCUCCAAUCAUUCAGUGGCCCCUGCAGUAAUGUGACUGAAGAGUCUGCAUUUCAAAGGAAACUACUUUAGGUACUCAUAUCAGGGACAAACAGGCACUGUGCGAUGGACGGUUUCUUUAAAAUCUUUAUUGGUCUUAAAUAAUUAAAUAUAUGUGUAACAACAAAAAGAUGAGUAAGCCUAUAUAUAAAAGGAUAUAGCGCAUCAAAAGGCAAGUAAACACACACAAACUACCCCAUAGCCCUACUUUAAAAGUAUAAUAAUUAAAACAAAACCGAUCAUUCAUGCAUAAGAAAAACCCCUGACGUAACCUCUCUAACCAUUCUGAUGAAACUCUGCUGGGCGGUAAUCCUGUUGAAUAGAAGUGGGCGGAACAAUACAAAUAUGUUAGUAUCGAUACCAACACUGGAAUUUCAGAGCUACCAGCGUAGUAGGAUUGUUACUUUGUUUCUAUCCUCUGAGUUCAGCAUGUGGUCCACUGAUCUGUGUUAAACAAAUUAUUUUUUGGAAAUCAAAAAUACACAAAAAAAGAAAGGCAGAAAGGUGAGUUCUUGCUGUCUUAACAAAUUAUUGUGGAAAGUAAAAGUCGUAGUGAUUUAGUUGUCAUUAAAAUGUGUGAAUUUUCAGAGUGACACUGCUCUCACGCUGCCUUUACGGGUUAAAAAUAUCGCUAUCAGUAUCGGUAUCAGCAGUUCUGGCCCUGUAUUUACUUGGUAUCGGAUCGAUAUCAAAAAACAGCACUGUUUGGGUAUUUUCCGUUGGAGACGUGCAGACGUUUGCUGCUCUGUGAUUGGUCGCUAGGGAUUAGCACCCACCCCCUGCGCUGACCACUCCCCGUCCGCGUUUUCGACACGUGACUCCUCUCGCGUCGCUCCUGCAAAGUUAAAAACAGACUUUGUUUAUCUUCCAGGCUGUUUGAUGAAAUGCUCUUCAACUAGUUCACCCGCUUCCUUCCCCCCACAGCGUGAUUGUUUUUUUUAACUUUACACCCCAGCUGUGCACGCGGACAAGAGGACUGAACUCCUCCAUCUCGCGCCUUCACUCAUUUUUACUCAUCUUUUUUUUUACUCCUCUCUAAGCUAAGCAC